Molecule: messenger RNA, 2565 nt
Organism: Lactuca virosa
Lineage: Eukaryota; Viridiplantae; Streptophyta; Magnoliopsida; Asterales; Asteraceae
Source: the annotation of a GenBank genome assembly
AACUUCCACUCACUGAGUCACUGCAUUCUUCCAUUAUAAAUUACUGUUGAGUUUUGAGUUUUGAUCGUAGUCUUCUCCUCCAUUGACUUCCCUUUGACCCACUGCUCGAGGAAUCUUAACAAAGAUGGCAGAGCUUGAAGUGAAAAUGGUGGUGGGUUCUGAUGGUGUUGCUGUGAUCACCAUCUCCAAUCCACCUGUCAAUGCCUUUGCCGUCUCAAUUAUUGCUUGGUUGAAGGAGAAAAUUGAACAAGCUAUGAGCAGAGAUGAUGUAAAAGCUAUCGUUUUGACUGGCAAGAAUAGGAAGUUUUCUGGUGGAUUUGACAUCAAUGUGUUCAGAAAAGUUCAACAAACUGGAAAGUUAUCUCUUCUACCUGAUUUAUCCGUUGACCUUGUGGUCAACAGAAUAGAAGAUGCAAAGAAACCUAUAGUUGUUGCCAUUGAAGGACUUGCACUUGGGGCAGGGUUAGAAGUUGCCAUGGGAUGCCAUGCACGAAUUGCAACUCCAAAUGCCCAACUUGGUUUACCCGAAUUGUCUCUAGGAAUUAUCCCAGGGGCUGGAGGUACCCAACGACUUCCUAGACUUUUGGGGUUGCCAAAGGCACUUGAUAUGAUGUUGACAUCUAAAUCAAUAGUCUCUCAAGAAGGGCAUAAGCUAGGGCUCAUUGAUGCUAUUGUGUCACCUCAAGAGUUGCUUAAAGUCUCAAGGCAAUGGGCAUUAGACAUUGCAAACAACCUUAAACCGUGGGCCCGCUCCCUUCACCUUGUAGACAAAAUCGGUUCCUUAUCUGAAGCACAUAAGAUACUUACAAUUGCAAGAGAACAAGCCAAAAUAACAUGGCCUAAUAUGCCUCAACACAUAGCAUGUAUUGAUGUAAUUAUGGAAGGUAUUAUUCAUGGAGGAUAUCAUGGUGUUUUGAAGGAGGCCAAAGUCUUCAACAAGCUUGUUGUUUCAGACACAUCAAAAGGUCUUGUUCAUGUGUUCUUUGCACAACGUGCAACCUCAAAGGUGCCUAAUGUUACUGAUAUUGGGCUCAAGCCAAGAGCUGUGAAGAAAGUUGCUAUCAUAGGUGGAGGUUUAAUGGGCUCUGGAAUAGCUACAGCUUUUAUUAUUAAUAAUAUUUAUGUUAUUCUCAAAGAAGUCAACCCCGAGUUUCUUCUAAAAGGGAUAAAAAUGAUAGAAGCAAAUGUCCGAGUUUUGGUUGCAAAGAAAAAGUUGACUCAGUCAAAAGCUGACAAAGCCUUGUUGAUGAUUAAAGGGGUAAUGGACUACUCAGAUUUCAAGGAUGUGGAUAUGGUGAUAGAGGCAGUUAUUGAGAAUGUUGAAUUAAAGAAAAAAAUAUUUAAUGAAAUUGAGAAAAUAUGUCCACCUCAUUGCAUUUUAGCAACCAACACAUCUACCAUUGACCUCAAUUUAAUUGGUCAAACACUUACAUGUCAAGAUCGAAUUGUGGGUGCACAUUUCUUCAGUCCUGCACAUGUAAUGCCACUACUGGAGAUCAUUCAAACAGAAAAGACUUCUCCCCAAGUGAUUCUUGAUCUUAUGACAAUUUCAAAAAUUAUAAAAAAAGUUCCUGUUGUUGUUUCAAAUUGUACUGGUUUUGCUGUUAAUCGAACCUUUUUUCCAUACAAACAAAGUGCACACAUUUUGCUUCUUUUAGGAGUAGAUUUAUUUAGAAUCGACAGAUUGAUCAAGAAUUUUGGGCUUCCAAUGGGGCCAUUCCAGCUUGAAGACUUGACAGGAUAUGAUUUAGCAGUUGCUGUAGCUAAAGAAUUCGCCACUGCUUUUCCUGAUCGAACUUUCAUCUCUCCUGUAGUUGACCUUCUUAUCAAAAAUGGGCGAAAUGGUAAAAACAAUGGAAAAGGGUAUUAUGUGUAUGAAAAAGGUAGUAAACCAAAACCUGAUAAUAUGGUGUUACCAGUUAUAGAAGAGUCAAGAAGGGUAGCCAAUCUUAAGCCACAAGGAAAGACUGUAGCCAUGACUGAUGAAGAAAUAGUAGAGAUGGUGCUGUUUCCUGUGGUGAAUGAAGCAUGUCGUGUUUUAGAGGAAAAAAUUGUUGUGAAAGCAUCCGAUCUUGACAUUGCAUCUGUUCUUGGGAUGAGUUUUCCUUCAUAUCGUGGUGGCAUUGUUUUUUGGGCAGAUGUUGUUGGGAGUAAACACAUAUAUACAAGUCUGAAAAAAUGGUCUGAAAAAUAUGGCAACUUUUAUAAACCAUCAAGAUUCUUGGAAGAAAGAGCCAUGAAUGGUGUCCCAUUGAGUGCACCUAUAAAUACGGGUUCUAGAGCACGUAUGUAAGCAAGGGUAUACAACCAUAUGUUCAUGGAUUGAGUUAUAUGAAGCUAAGUAUGGCAUGAAAGUGGUCUUUUUUUCAACACCUUAAUAACAAAAUGGUUGUUUGUUGGCAUCGAUUUUGUUGAAGAUUGAUAUAAAGACAGAGAUGGAAAGUUGGGUUAGUGUUAUAUGAUGUGGAGUAUAUUAAUUUUGAAUAAGGGUUAAAUAGGUUUAGAUAAUAAAGGUUGUGUUUAGUGUAUUUUGAGGCAACAAGAAUAAAAACCAAUUAAAGUUGC